Messenger RNA from Pleuronectes platessa (European plaice), 2128 nucleotides. RefSeq names its product spatacsin. The record is from RefSeq and is a predicted model, not a curated record. Bases 1319 to 1786 code for a protein of 155 amino acids. NCBI's taxonomy places the organism in Eukaryota, Metazoa, Chordata, Actinopteri, Pleuronectiformes, Pleuronectidae. Gene Ontology annotation, biological process: synaptic vesicle transport; chemical synaptic transmission; axon extension. Gene Ontology annotation, cellular component: cytoplasm; synapse; dendrite. The transcript is spliced from 3 exons.
AGGAGCAGUGACCCCCCCCACUGGGAAACAACUGAACCAUGAAGACAUGAACUGGUGUUGGACGCACUGCGGCUGGUCCCAGGUGGACACGUCUGGCAGCUUCAUCACGUGACCUGCAGCCGCGAUGUGGCGCAGCACGUCGGCUCUGGAGAGGAACUUCCCCUCGCAGCCGUAGCAGCGGCUCUGGUGGAUCUGCCUCCGGAUGAAGUUCACCAGUUUGACCUGCUGGUAGAACCUGAGGUCUGAGAGGAGCAGACAGCGAGAGGUGAACACAGAGCGUCUCAUCAAUAUUCAAACGUCUGCAUUUCAAUCUGCAUCGUCUGUGAAUCUGUGAAUCAAGACUCGAGUUCUGAUCCGAGUCUGAAGCUUCACGUGUUUCUCUUCAGUUUCUGUGGAUCUGGUUGGUUUUGGUUUCACAUUGUGAUUUAGGGACUGAAGAGUUUCGUGUCCUGCUUCUCUUCUGACUACACGCUGUUGUUGCUUCUCUUGUGUAGAAGAACAAACAGUUGUGUAAUCUGUUGAACUGCCUGAAGACAAAGAUCUCAUGUCACAGAUGAUGCAGGUUCUGGAGGUUGCUGAUGUUUCACUCACUGAGUUCUGUCCUCAGCUUGUGAAGAUCGAAGUCGUGUGAGUCCUGAAACAAACAACACAAUAACAAAACCCCACAAAGCUUCAGUUGUUGUAAAGCUCACUACACAACAGGAAAUCAAAUGAAGACUUUCAAUGUGGUUUUAUCUCUGAACGUCUUCUCACAGUACAAACACUGCAGACUGAGCAGAGGAAGCACAACACAACAUUAACACACAAGAAGACAACACUUGAUUAAAUCUGUUCUAAACUUAACACAAUGACCUGACAUCUGCAGAGCAUCAGCUGUCAUUCAUGAUGUGAUCAGUUUCUGAUAUUGAACAGAUGAUGAAUCAAUAAUCAAACCCAUUGGAACGUGUCUGAUUCCUACUUGUCCAGUUUGUUCUGCAGCGUGUCCAGGAACUCGUUGCAGAACACGAUGUUGUCCGGGAGUCCGAUGCUGAAGGAAUGUUCUCGGGCCAUGUGGUUCAGCAGAGAUGACCUGGAGAUGAUCAAUAAAUAUAACUGACAGUCUAUUUAUUUAAAAUAUCUAUUUCUUGAUUAUUUUUAAUAUAUUCAUGUAACAUCGGUUCUGCUCUGAUGGAAAAAGAAGAUUCUUUUAUCCGAUUUCAUAACUUUCUUACUUGAGUCUUAUUCAUCUCGAUGGUCAGAUGAUUAUUAGAUCGAAUGAACCUGAUAAUGGUCAUUAACGUUCAUCUCUCAGGACUGCCCCCUGGUGCUGGUGCUCAGGAUGUUCGAGCUGUGUUGUGACUACAGGAAUUUCUCCGAGGCCAAAGUGAAGCUGCUGGAUUUCCAGAGGACGCUGAUCACUCUGAGAAACCGUGGGCCGGUGCCCCCUGGUGGACUCCCCCUGCAGUGGGUGGAGAGCCAGGCCUCGGUGCUGCUCCUCACGAUGCUGCAGCGCUGCUCCUCCCAGUACGACCUCCACCGCCUGCUGCAGCUCCUGGCCGACGUGGACAAGCUCCUCAAGUCCAACGGUCCAGACUUCAGGAAGCUGUCGCGGCUCAGUCAGUUGCUGCAGGGCUCAGACGUCAGCUUGUCUCCCAGGCUGCUUCAGUGCAGUUCACCCUCUGUCCAGCAGGAGGAGUUCCAGGCUGCUGUGGACGCUCUGCAGGCCAGGGGGCGCUACACUCAGGCCAGGAAGGUGGCGCUGCUGGCCGACCUGCCCGUCCACCACCUGCUGCUCAGCCAGGUCUGAUGACAUCAUCGUAAUUCACAGACAUCUUGUAUUUUUAUCAUCAUGAUUGACAAGAAACAUUUAGAUUUGACUUUAUACUUCUUAGAUUUCCUGAACUUUUACUCCAGAUCCACCGUCAGCUCUAAACCACAGACUGUAAAUUAGGAUGGACGACAUGUCAGCUCCCAAAAGUGAACCCAAGACAGCUCGUACGCCCCCUGGUGGCUGGCUGUUAACUCUGAUACAUAACGUUUGUUUCAUCACAUUUCUCUCUCUGACUCAGCUCCUUCAGGAAAUGAACUCCCAGAAGUCCAAGACAACGUGGAGGAGGUUGGAGACCCGGGUCAGUUUCUGGUGGAGUUG